Messenger RNA from Trichoderma asperellum CBS 433.97, 2586 nucleotides. RefSeq lists its product as uncharacterized. NCBI's taxonomy places the organism in Eukaryota, Fungi, Ascomycota, Sordariomycetes, Hypocreales, Hypocreaceae. Gene Ontology annotation, biological process: mitochondrion localization; mitochondrial fusion. Gene Ontology annotation, molecular function: GTPase activity; GTP binding. Gene Ontology annotation, cellular component: mitochondrial outer membrane. The record is from RefSeq and is a predicted model, not a curated record.
AUGGCAGGCCAGGCGGGUGCAUCCGGAGUGCGGCCCAACUACAUGACGGUUGGCAACGGCACGACCUCCGAGCACGCCGCACGCCUGCAGAGCAUGCUCGAAGCUGAUUCAGGAUAUGGAGGCAGCAUCAUGGGCGACGAACCAGGCAUGUUGGACAUCUCAACACAUGGCGACCGUCGACAGUCCCAUGCUAUCCACCAGAUGUGGUACAACUCCCAGAGGGCCACGCUGGGCCGGUCAAUCAACAAGGUGCUGGACCUCCUGCAUAGUCUUCGAGAGAUGAAUGCUACGUGGCCUGCGCAUUACCCUUCUGUUCAACGAGCGGAGAAAAUGGAAGCGGAUGUGCCUCGUCCUGGACUCUUACACUCAUCCACCAUGGAGGAUAUCGCGGCCAGGUCCAGCCAAGCGCCGCCACCCAUGCUUAGGAGAGCCAUGACCAGCCUCGAAGAUGCGUCGGCAGAGUCUAGCCAAGCGGCUGAGGCUCGACCCGCGGCGGAGCCUCGACUUGUCUCACCUCAGAUCGCUCAGGAAUUUUCAAUUUUAAAGCUCGACCUGAAGCUAGGAGCUCUCCACCAGACCGAGCUGGUACACUCUUUGGAAAAGGGCUCUAUUGCAUCACUCCUUGAUGGCAAAAUCGGCUCCAGCAUCAAGCAUCUUGUGUCGCUCCGUGAACGUAUCGAGGAUACAUCAAGCAAGGUCCUUAUUACCGGUGAUUUGAAUGCCGGCAAAUCGACCUUUUGCAAUGCCCUGCUGCGCCGGAAAGUUUUACCUGAGGAUCAGCAGCCUUGCACCGCCAUCUUUUGUGAGGUUUUGGACGCACGGGAAAACGCAGGCAUCGAAGAAGUCCACGCCGUCCACAAGGAGAUGAUUUACAACCGAAACGACGAAUCGACAUAUGAUGCUUACUCUCUUCAGGAGCUCGAGAAAAUUGUCAUUGACAAUGAAAAGUACAUCCAGUGCAAGGUCUAUGUUAAGGAUGUCCGAACGAUUGAUGAAUCUCUACUCAGCAACGGCGUUGUGGAUAUUGCCCUGAUCGAUGCUCCAGGUCUCAAUUCAGAUACAACCAAGACGACGGCCAUUUUUGCUCGGCAAGAGGAGAUUGACGUAGUUGUGUUUGUUGUUUCCGCGGCGAAUCACUUUACGCAGUCUGCCAAGGAAUUCAUCUGGGCCGCCGCUGCGGAGAAGGCGUACAUUUUCAUCGUUGUCAACGGCUAUGACUUCAUUCGAGACAAGGAGCGAUGCCAGAAGAUGAUCUUGGACCAAGUUGCCGGGCUCAGUCCGCGAACUCACAAAGAAGCGUCUGAACUUGUCCAUUUCGUCUCCAGCAAUGUUAUCCCCAUGGCACCUUCACCCCCUGGCGGACCAAGCGGAGGCGGCAGUGGGAGUGGCAGCGGGGGUGGAGACGACCCCGACGACAACGGCAAGGGCAAGGACCUGGACAAGGUUCGUGACUUUGAGAAGCUCGAACAGUCGCUGCGGAGAUUUGUUCUGGAAAAGCGUGCAAGAUCGAAGCUUGCUCCCGCAAGGACGUAUCUGUUGAAUAUCCUCAAUGACGUUAAUACCUUGGCUACCGUCAACCAUGAGGUGGCCCAAUCUGAGUUUGACCGUGUCACCCAGGAGCUCAAGGAGCUUGAGCCGCAGAUUUUGGCCAGCAAGAAGGCCCGAUCCGAAGUUGAUGAGCAGGUUGUCCAUAACAUCGAAGAGACCUGCAAGACCGUCUACGACCAUACUCGAAAUCAGCUUAACGCUGCCAUCACUUACGCCGGAAGCACCAAGUACGAUAUCCCGUACCCCGGACUCUUUGGUGCUUUUGGAUAUGCCGACGAUCUCAAGGAUGCUAUUCUAUCCCACAUUGCGGACGCCGUCAGCACCUGCGAGGACUACGCCCGUGGCCAGACCGUCAGGGGCGUCAAUGCUAUCAAGCAGCUCGGCCUGCUGCAUGUGGGCGACGAAUUCCAAAACCUCCACUUCCGACCAGACGUCAUGUUCCGACGAAAGAAGGAUGCCUUUGCCCGCCAGGUGGAUGUCCCUACUGAUUUUGCCGACUUUGUGGACUUUUCAACUCUGCUGCACAGCCAAGAGAAGUUUGCCGGCACAGGUAUGGCCCUGACAAUUGCUGGUGCAGUCGUGCCUCGCAUGCUGGGAAUGAACUCCUGGAUGGACCAUGCCAUUACCGCGACGAAAAUCCUUGGCAAUGACAACCUUCGCAAGCUCAUCCUUCCUGGAAUUGUGAUUGCCGCCAUUGCCGCCUCGGCAUAUGUCCUUCAGCAGAUUCCCACCUCUCUUCCCCAUCGGCUGGCCCGAAAGAUUGAGGUACAGCUGUCUGAGAUUGAUUAUGUGCAUACCAAUGCCUCCCGCAUUUCAGGAGCAGUGCGCACCGUCUUGCGCAUGCCCGCCGACAACCUGCGAGUUGGCCUCGACCACAGCGUCAAGGAUCUCAACAAGAAGCGCGACGAGACAGUCAAGGUCAAGGGCGAGAGCGAAAAGGCCUCCAAGUUCUUCCGCAAACUGGUUGGCGAAACUCAGGUCCAGAAGAACAUGGUUGAGGGAGUGGACCUCGAUACCCCUCCGCAAGCUUUGCACUGA